Molecule: messenger RNA, 2985 nt
Organism: Fusarium fujikuroi IMI 58289
Lineage: Eukaryota; Fungi; Ascomycota; Sordariomycetes; Hypocreales; Nectriaceae
Product: related to AM-toxin synthetase (AMT)
Exons: 3
Coding region: 1-2985 (994 amino acids)
Source: RefSeq, a predicted model, not a curated record
AUGGCAAACACAAUGCUUGCCAAGUCGACUAGAGAAGCCAUUGCGGUUGUUGACGGGUCUCGUUCUAUCUCUUAUGGCGAACUCGUCAACUCAGCCAAAACUAUUGCACAAUUCCUACAGGAACGCGGCGUCAAAUACGGCGAGGCUGUAGGGAUCUUGUUCGAUGUUGAUCAUCGUCAGGUUAUCGCGCAGUUAGCCAUUCUCGUGGCUGGUGCAACUUGUGAUCCAAUCUCCCCUACAGCGCCAUCUCAUCGUAUUGCUAGCAUGCUGAGCGAUUCCAAUGCGCAGUACGUCAUUUGCGACGAGAAUUCGACCUUCUCUUCUGAGGGUAUCACUCUUCUCCAUCUCAGCGAUGGACUAGCCUCAGAAAUAUCCACCGAUGCAACGGUGCACCCUGGUUCCUCGUGGAGUGAAUCACAUCGUACGCACAUCCUGUUUACCUCUGGCUCAACUGGUAAACCCAAGGGCGUGCAGAUCAGCAGCUCUGCCAUUAUGCACCUGUCAACCAGUACCCCAGUAACACCAUUGAACCCCAAAGAUCGGGUGGCUGCUUUCAACGACCCUGGUUUUGAUCUCAGCCUUUGCGAAGUCUGGGUGACUCUGCUCACCGGUGCCACUAUCUUCAUCAUUCCAAAGGUGGUAGUAGUUGAUUCUGCCGCACUAAAGAGCUAUCUCGAACGUCACAGCAUCACCAUCAUGAUUAUGCCUGCUGCCCUUUUCCACAUCAUCGCCAAGUCAUCGCCCGACUCUUUUCAUAGUCUUCAACACCUUCUCACUGCAAGUGAUGUUGCCAAUAAGAUAGCCAUACGCGCUGUUCUUGAGCACAGCCCUCAGCAGCAUCUUUGGAACACGUAUGGCCCGACUGAGUGCACCACCCUGGCGACUAUGCAAGAGGUAGAUGUGAAAGAGACCCUUCGUGAUCGGAUUGGUCAUUCGCGAUACAGAGCAGGGGGCGAGAUCUGCAUUGCUGGACCUCAACAAACACUCGGGUAUCUGAGUCAACAAACUCCCGAUGAGUCGAUUUUCAUCAAUUUCAGCACCCGAGUACUCAAUGGUGCUAUUGGGGACAUGCACAAUGACUAUAGCGACCCUCACACUCGGUAUUACCGGACUGGCGACGUGGCCGAAUGGAGACAUGACGGCGGCCUAGAUUUUAUCGGACGCAGAGACAACCAAUUGAAGCACGGGAGCUUUCGAGUGGAACUUGAAGAGAUUGAGAGAAAUCUCCUCGAAAGCGAACUUGUUCAAUCUGUCAUUGUCGUUAAUCGGCCAGCACCAGAUUCAGAUGGUGUUGCGGUUCUAGUCGCGUUUGUCUUGCCCUAUGACAAUGCCACUACCGAAGCACAAGAUCUGGUAUCUUUUGCCCGGAGCACACUACCUCAUUACAUGGUUCCCGACAGGUUUGAAAUCGUUGAACAUCUUGAUAUGGACUCCAGAGGCAAGAUUGAUCGUCGUGCCUUUUCCGAGGGCCUUGCUAAAGCGGGACCAACCGUCCCCAGUUCGGUCCUCACGAAUGGGAAUGAUUCCGCUUCAUCAAGAAAGGCUACGCUGAAGUCUAUGUGGGAGUACAUUCUGGGAGUCUCGCCUAUCAAGGAUGAUGACGACUUCAUGGCUCUGGGCGCCACCUCACUCCAAAACGCUGCUCUUGUCGCUCGUAUUAAGAAGCAGUUCGGACGCCUCAUUUCCAUGCAUGACUUAUACUGCCAUUCGCGCUUUGCAAGCUUGCUUCAUUUCCUUGAGAGUGAUGCGGAGUCCAUCGCUGCGCCUAACGAUGCGGAUAAAUGGAUCAAGGACGUCGACAUGGUGGAUGACAUCGAGGAGACGCCAAACUGGGAAGACCCAGACCAAGGUAAGAUAUUCUUGACUGGUGCGACUGGCUUCGUUGGUGCCUUUCUACUUGACGAGCUUCUGCGUCACCCAAAUUUCAAACAGGUGGCUUGCCUUGUUCGUGGCCAGACAGAGGCCGAAGCUGCUCGUCGCCUUCAAGCCAAUAUGCAGAAAUACGAUCUAUGGCCUGAUGACUUUGCUUUGACUACCAAAAUCAUGGUAUUGCUAGGGGAUGUCACGAGUCGAGAUCUCGGUCUUGGAUCGGCCAAGUUUGACUGGCUCGCCAAUUGGUUUAGUGCCAUCUUUCACCUCGCUGCCAAGAUCAAUUUCUGUGACUCGUAUCAUGAGCACUACAAUACCAACAUCCUUGGAACUCGCAACAUGCUCCGUCUUGCUGCACGAGGGCGACGCAAGACAUUUCGCUACGUGUCUAGCAUCGAUACAUGGGGUCAGACAGGAUACUUUCUAGGCACCAAGAGGGUCCUAGAAGACGAACCUCUAGGUCCCCAUAUACAAGGCGUGAGAUACGAUGUCGGUUAUUCCCAGAGCCAGUGGACGGCUGAGGAAAUGGUACGACGCAUAAGAGAUCGUGGCUUUCCAAUCAUUAUUUAUCGGCCCGGCUUCAUCAUUGGCCAUUCUGUCACAGGAGCGAGUAAUCCCAACGACCUUGUUUCGCGACUCAUUUCCAGCAGCAUCAAACUUGGUGCAUGGCUCAAGAUCGAUCUCGAUCCGGCUUAUGUUACAGUUGACUAUGUCGUCAAAGCCAUGCUACACAUCUCACGCUCAACAAAAAACAUCGGUAGGUCAUAUUGCCUUGUCGCGCCAAACAUUGAAGAUUCGGUGUCUGUGAACAAGACUCGCUCUCUUCUCUGUCAAGCUGGCUACAGAGUUGAACUCACAAACUACACUGACUGGAUUGCACAAUUAUCUGAAAAGAUACUUCCUGAUGAUCCUCUUGCGCCUGUCAUGCCACUGUUGGAAGAAAAGGUAUUGGGCAACUUUACAAGACUUGAGUUAAGCCAGCAUUCUCCGAUCUACGACUCGACAAAUGCUAUCAAGGCUCUUGCGGGUAGCGGUGUUCAUUAUGUGACACUUAACCCAAACAUAAUUAAGCGUUAUAUUGCAUUCUGGAACAAGAAGGGGUUUUACUCCAUUUAA